AUGUUAAAAACUCUCUAUAGUUUUGCUUUAGAACCUAAAUGGGCUACUCAUAUCUUUCCUGAAAAUGCUUUUGAUCAAAUUGAUGAACUUCAUUUACCUAAUGGCAAACUUAUCCCGAUCACUACUUUACCUGAAGUCGGCCCUUCUUUCUCCUUGGUGAAAGCUCAAGGUGAAGAAGCUGUGGAAUAUGGUCAAAAUAGACGAGGUAAACCUUGUGGCCAUGUCUUUGAAAAGGGUGAAGGAGUUCAUCAUUGCAGUGAUUGUGGUCUCAAUACAACUUCUUGGAAGACUGAAAUCAAUUGUAAAUAUCAUUCUAAUUUAACAUCGGAAGAAAAAGAAGAAGCACUUGAGAAACUGGAGAAAGAAAAAUUAAACAAGGGUCCAGGAUCAAAGAAAACUUAUCUCAAUCCAUUACCAAAAGAAUGUAAAGAUGUUAUUGAACAAAUUGUUACCAUCGGUCUUGAUUUUCUUCUUAUCACUUUGGAUAGAAGCCCCGAAGACAUGACACCUCCUAAUUCGGUUGAUAACAUUUAUAGUGAAGUCACCUCUACCUCAUCUACGACGCCUUUGGCUCACCCUCAUACACCUGCUACUUUUGGACUCGUUGGAAAAGUCGGUCAAUUUGAAGUCUUACGUGGGCCUGGCGAGAGAACUGGCAAGGAUUGGUCAAAUGGACAGCAAGCCACCAAAAUGAUUGCAAGUAUAGACUUGAUGGUCACUGUACGAACCGCGCGUGAUCUGUUUUGUGAACAAAUUGCAGAACUCGUGAUUGCCUUGUUAGUAGACCUGGCUGCCUGCCUAGGUUAUGAAGGAGGUUAUAACAGUCGAUUUGCAAGAUUUUUAUUAAAUGAUAUCAAACUUUGGAAAGAUGCUCGAGAUCAAUUAAAAAGUCUUUAUAUCUUACUCUUGGCUUUGGGACAACCUACCAAAUUACAACUCGGCAUUUUGUUCACUUCAGUCUUUCCUCAAUUGAUUGAGUACAACUUGUUGGUCGAUCGUGAACCUGAGCACAAUAUCUUACUCUUCAGUCUACAAAUCGUUACGGUUCCAAGUGUAGUGGUUGUCUUGGUCACCGAUCAUGGAUUCUUGAAGAUGAUCCUCGAUUUAUCUAUUCUUUCUUUACUCAUCAAUUUGCACCUUCAAAUUUGGUACAUGGUGAUUUCAGAUGCGUUUUCGACACAAACGAUAUCAUCAUUCAUUUCAUGA
Molecule: messenger RNA, 1206 nt
Organism: Melampsora larici-populina 98AG31
Lineage: Eukaryota; Fungi; Basidiomycota; Pucciniomycetes; Pucciniales; Melampsoraceae
Exons: 7
Coding region: 1-1206 (401 amino acids)
Biological process (GO): protein ubiquitination; ubiquitin-dependent protein catabolic process via the N-end rule pathway
Cellular component (GO): ubiquitin ligase complex; cytoplasm
Molecular function (GO): ubiquitin protein ligase activity
Source: RefSeq, a predicted model, not a curated record